AAAAUUAGGGUUUGUAUAAGUAGCUCUUGCGGCUUCUUCUUCUCCUCCUCCUCCUCCUCCUCUGGUCGUAGACGCCGCUACAACCACCUGAAGAUCUCCAACCAUGGCAGUCGGGAAGAACAAGAGAAUAUCCAAGGGUAGGAAGGGAGGAAAGAAGAAGAUAGUCGAUCCUUUCUCUAAGAAGGAUUGGUAUGACGUCAAGGCUCCCUCAGUUUUCAGUGUGAGGAAUGUCGGAAAGACCCUUGUUUCUAGAACGCAAGGUACCAAGAUUGCCUCUGAAGGACUAAAACAUAGGGUUUUUGAGAUAUCCCUUGCUGAUCUUCAAGGUGAUGAGGAUAACGCUUACAGGAAGAUCCGUCUCAGAGCCGAGGAUGUUCAGGGCAGGAAUGUGCUCACUAACUUCUGGGGAAUGGAUUUCACAACCGACAAGCUCAGGUCUUUGGUACGCAAAUGGCAGACUCUGAUCGAAGCUCAUGUCGAUGUCAAAACCACCGACAACUAUACCCUGAGGUUGUUCUGCAUUGCCUUCACCAAGAGACGUGCUAACCAGGUCAAACGAACUUGCUACGCUCAGUCCAGCCAGAUCCGUCAGAUCAGGAGGAAGAUGAGGGAAAUCAUGGUGAAGGAAGCUUCGUCGUGUGAUCUAAAGGAGCUCGUGGCCAAGUUCAUUCCUGAGGCAAUCGGUAGAGAGAUUGAGAAGGCGACACAAAGCAUCUACCCUCUUCAGAACGUGUUCAUCCGUAAAGUCAAGAUCCUCAAAGCUCCUAAAUUCGACCUCGGCAAACUCAUGGAGGUUCACGGCGAUUACUCUGAGGAUGUCGGAGUGAAGGUAGAGAGGCCAGCCGACGAAACCAUGGCCGAGGAACCGACGGAAGUCAUCGGAGCCUAGAGAGUUUCGCGUUUUCUGCUCUGUUUGGAAAAACAAAUGUAAUGUUGUUUUUCUUUAAUAGUCGUUUUUUGGGUCCGAGAGAGUUUUCCCAUGACUUAGCGUCCAAUGAUAUUUGUUUUGUUAUUACGUCGGCAUCACUUUUCGUCACGAGAAAUUUACUCUAAAUUCGUACAGUACUAAGCUUA
Messenger RNA from Tarenaya hassleriana, 1074 nucleotides. RefSeq names its product 40S ribosomal protein S3a-2-like. The transcript is spliced from 7 exons. Lineage: Eukaryota; Viridiplantae; Streptophyta; Magnoliopsida; Brassicales; Cleomaceae. Gene Ontology annotation, biological process: translation. The record is from RefSeq and is a predicted model, not a curated record. Gene Ontology annotation, molecular function: structural constituent of ribosome. The coding region runs from base 104 to 889 and encodes 261 amino acids. Gene Ontology annotation, cellular component: ribosome; cytosol.